Messenger RNA from Aureobasidium pullulans EXF-150, 2430 nucleotides. RefSeq lists its product as uncharacterized. The coding region runs from base 1 to 2430 and encodes 809 amino acids. Lineage: Eukaryota; Fungi; Ascomycota; Dothideomycetes; Dothideales; Saccotheciaceae. Gene Ontology annotation, molecular function: DNA binding; DNA-binding transcription factor activity, RNA polymerase II-specific; zinc ion binding. The transcript has 4 exons. The record is from RefSeq and is a predicted model, not a curated record. Gene Ontology annotation, biological process: DNA-templated transcription; regulation of DNA-templated transcription.
AUGUCUGCCGAAGCAGAUCUAUCCUCCGCCUUCCUUGAUGGCCAAACCAAACCCCCUGCUGGAGCUUGCAAUUCUUGCCGUCGUCGGAAGCUCAAAUGCGACAAGAAACUUGAUGGAUGCGCAAACUGUGCAAAGGGCCAGAUCCCUUGCAUCUAUCCUUCUUCCUCGCCGGAGCAGGUGAAGCGGAAACGCGGGCCGUACCAAAAGAACAAGUCCCAGCGUGAGAGACAACUCGAACAUACAGUCAGGGACAUGGCCUCCAAAUAUGCCGAGUUGGAGAAUCGCAUCCUUCCUCGCCGAGAUAGCAGUGUCAACCACGACUUCACCCCGCCAUCGGAGGAGUCUAGCAGUGAAGGGGUAUACGCUUCUACUCUCCCGGCUGUCAGCUCCAGCACGUCCUCGAGACAAGGUGUGUCGUCGAUUGUCUCGAGCAGCAUUGAUGGUGACUUGGCUCUUCCACAAUUCCUGCAAUCAUCGCUUGGCUGUAAUCCGAGUGGAAAAGACACGCCUUUAAGCAAUAGGUUCUGGACCCCUUUCUCCAAAGACUUUGUUCAAGUAACACAGGCAGUUGAUGAAUCAUCGUCGGCUUUGCACAACUCCAAUGUUGCAACACCUGAACAAGUGACCUCUGGCCCAAGCUCAGGUACUGCAUCGGCCUCUCCAGUCUCUGAUCUGCGCAGUCUGCAUCCUUCCGUCACCGACAUUCUGGAAUGUUGGCGCAUUUACACCUUGAAGGUCGAACCGAUGAUUCGCCUGUUGCAUCCUCCCUCUUUCGAAAGACGGCUUUUGGCUGCCAUUUCAGACCUGGACCAUGUCACAGGCGGCAUGGAACUGUUGAUGUUCAGCAUCUGCUUUGCGGCGGUCACCUGUAUCUCACCCGAGGAUGUCCAGCUCCAAUUCUAUGAAAGCAAGGAAAAUCUGUUGAAGAAAUCCAAGUAUGCGAUUCGAAAGGCCAUGGUGGACGUCAAUUUCAUGGCCUCCAGGGACAUUCAAACACUCCAAGGGCUGGUCAUAUAUCUGCUGUUGCUUCGACAUCAAGACGAUGAGGAUGUGCUGUGGACUCUGACUGGAACAGCGGUACGUAUGGCACAACUCAUGGAUCUGAGCAACGAUUCCCCUCGUCUCAAACUGUCCCCCUUCGAAGUGCAGAUGCGUAGGAGACUCUGGUGGACCAUAUGCAGGCUGGAUUUACGUACCGCCGAAGCAUACGGCUUACAGCCAUCGCUCUUGGAGACAAGAUCUAGGGAUACGCUGCCGCUGAACGUGAAUGACCUUGAUCUCUAUCCAGAGGCAAUCGAGGCACCAGUGCCUCGAACAGGCAUUACUGACAUGACCCUUCCCUUGGCAGGCUACGAGAUCACGCGUCUGGUGAGCACAAUCAACAUCCCCGACUCGUUCGACUUUGAUGCCGACGGCGCUGAUGCUCGGAUGAAUCAAGCAAUUGCGCGGAAGAUGAGGAUGGUAGGAGAGUGUCAAUCUCGGCUUCAGUCCGACUAUCUCCAGUAUGCCAAUCCUUCAGGGCCUUUCGAUUGGAUGAUAACCACCUUUACUCGAUUGAUGCUGACGAAAUGCACCCUCUUGAUAUUUCAUCCGCUCAACGGUGCAGCAACGCGUCCUUUGACGCCGGAAGUCAAAGACCAGCUCUUCUCGGCUUCUAUUGACACGGUACAGUAUUCUCACGCGCUCAAGUUCGAGCCUCGGAUUGAGAAAUGGGCCUGGUUCUUUCGGGGUUUCGUCCAAUGGCACGCACUGGCCUAUGUCGCGGCUGAACUCGGCCAUCGUACAGGCACGUCCGAGGUAGACCGUGCAUGGAAAGUGCUGGACGAAGUCCUCGAGAACAAGCACGCGACAAGUAAAGGAAGCGACAAGAGCGCCUUGUGGAAACCCAUGCGCUGGCUGAUACAGCGAGCAAGGGAAGUGCGGAUUGCGGAUCUCAAGUCCCGCACGGAUCCAUCGUCAGCAACAAUGUUUGAUGCGUGUGGAGGUGAGACUCGAAGCGAUCUGACCAAUGUUGGUUUUGCCGAGGCGAACUUUGGUGACAUCGCGGAGGUCGGCGUCAGUGAACCACAAACAUCUUCAUUGACCCCGUCGAUGGCGUCCCGAGACACUGUCAAUGAUGGAUCCAACUCAUUCAUGGACUUUGUACAAGCAUCUGACUCCAACAAGGCCCUGGCUUUCCUUCCCGAACAGGCCCCCAACAAGUCGUACGCGGCUAAUUAUCCAUUCGGAUCAUCAACAGCUCCUGUGAUGUUUGACGGCUCGAAUUCUAACCUAGCCAAUGUCGAUUUCACCGGGGUGUUGAACGAUUUCUCGCCGUCGACUUUUCAAGACCUGAUGAGUGACAAUCAACAACCUGAGCUUGACUUGUUAGAGCAGUUGAGUUCGGAGAAUUGGAUGGACCUCGCUAGGAGUUGGGAUAUGGAGUUUUGA